AAUACAUCCAAUGAUCAUCUUUCCAAAAGUAUACACCCUGUUCAUUUAGUGCAUGGCGACGUAGAAGAGUCUCCACUCCGUGCUUAAGUGUUUCCACCUCAUUCGCCUGCUUUUAACACUACGACCCGUCAACCAACACUCCUCCACACAAGGCACCCUCAGCACUAUUUGACUUACUCUUUCGACCACCGCAAAGGUCCUUUGACACCCUUCAUCUCCCAAACCCACCUUUCUCUAUCUCAUGUCUUUUUAUCCCAUGCUCUUCUUGCCACCUUCCACAAUCCUCUGAAUCUCUGAGCUUUUCACCCAUCUCGAGGUCCUUCUCUUAUCCGGACCAUCCGGGUGAACCACCAUGACUUCACCUCAACUCCUCCAAUCGCCUAUGAUCUACUCUCCUACUUCUUUACUUCAAUGGGACGAAGCGACCGUGCAUCAGUUCUUCAGACGGAUAGGAUUGCCUAAUUAUGAAGGGGCCAUCUAUGAUCAAGGUAUCACUGGUGACGUAUUGGCCGUCAUGGACCACGCGUCUCUCCUAGAUUUAGGAAUGGAAAGUAUAGGACAUCGAUUGAAGAUUCUGAGAGCUAUUUGGGAAUUAAAAAAUGAACAAGGGUUGGAACUGGGAGAUGAAGAUUGGCGUCCAGAUGAAGGUCAAAUGGUUGGCCCAAGAGCAGCUGUGGAUGCUGUGGAUAAACUCAAAGCUGUACAUACGGCAGAUUUAGGAGCUCUGUAUGAUUAUAUCGAUAAACAACAAAACGGACUUCAGGUCAACGCUUCUUCCUCUUCCGACGGUGACGAUCUUAGAGCUAGUAGCCUGGAGUUUAACACAGAUCAUGGAAUGCCAAGAUGGGACGACUAUAGCAAUGGUCAUAGUAGAGGUAGUGAUGGGGAUGAAGGAGAACCUGGACCUACCACGAAAGCCAACCGAAGAACUUCAGCGAUAUUUCCCUCUUCUUUGGCAUCAUCAACAAAUUCCAACUCAAUCCCUCCACUCACUUCCGAUUCAGCAACUUUCCAAGACUCUUUCACACCUACCACCGCCAACGCCACUAUCACUUUCGAUUCCCCUGCUUCCAAUAUUCCUGAGAAACCUCAUCAUCCACGUCCCGCCGCCAUUCAAGCCCCACCUUUCAGUCGACUCAAUUCUAGUGGAAGUAUCACCUCUCCUCCUCCAGGUGCUUUACCAGUCGCUGCUGCAACACCUGGCUCAAGCUCGGGUCAAUCAAAGGGAUCAUCCUUAGCACCUGCGUCAGCCUUCAGCGGUCCUAGUCUCACACCAGCUAGUUCCAGAUCCAAUGCCACAUCUGCAUCGGUUGACGCCAAGACACAGGCAAAGAAUGCGGCUCACUCUGCGGCGAAAUCUUUCAGAGUCACAUUGGAAGAUCCAUGCUUCAAGGUCUUACCGGCUGCUUUGAAAAAGUAUAAGAUCAACGACGAUUGGAAGAAGUAUGCUUUGUUUAUCUGUUUUGGCACAACAGGCAAGUCGUUCUUCGCCCUUCUAACGAUGUUUGAGCUACGACGAAAGCCUUUGCUGUUAUUCCAAAAACUCAAAGAGGGUGGUCAAAAACCAGUCUUCAUGCUACGACACAUCCGCGAUGUUCGAUCUCCUAUUGCUGUAGCUCAACAAAAACAACUCGCAAAACUAGGUCUACCCCCUACUCACCCUAACAGCGUUCUUCCACGUAACAAACCCGUAGGAGAGUCCUCCUCGUCUCCUACCAAACCUUCAAACCUACAACCUCUCGCUCAAGGCCAGUUGAGACGAGCAGGAGACGAUACCACACCUAAUGGCGCUGCUUUCCCGGAACUACCGAGUCCAGGACUGAGAGAAGGAGAGUCCAUGGCUCAUAGCUUGCCGAAGAGUGCCACGACCACAGGGACACUAGUGGAUAAAGAUGGGAAUGUGCAGAGUGUGACUUAUGCAGUGGCAAUCUAUCCGUAUAUUGCCGAUCGACAGGAUGAGUUUGACGUGGCAGUUGGGGCGACAUUUGUCAUCUUAUCAAAAACGAAAGGGUGGUACAUCGUUCAAAAAGAUCCGGAGGGUACAGGGAAUAUCAUACCUGAGCAUUCCCGUUCGGGAUGGGUUCCAGCAGGGUGUCUAUUGGAACUCUCCCAACCUAUCUGCGCGGUAUGUCCCUCAGGUGAAAUAAAUUCCGCCUAUCCAGGUCUAUCACGUUUACCUCCGUCUGCGAUAGUGUCAUCUUCGUAUCCUGGCGUGGUACUCAUGGAUUAUGGACCUCAAGGGGAAGAUGAGGUGGCCCUUCGAGAAGGGGAGAAAGUGAGAGUGUAUAAGAAAUACUGUCAUUGGUCAUAUACGAUCAAACAAGACUCUGGUGAACGGGGAUGGGUACCAGCAUGGUUCAUCGGUAAACUCAGCGGUUCAGAUUCCGCCCCUACAUCAGCGGCCACACCGAGUACCGCGUUGCUUUCUGGUGGGUCGGCGGGAUCAAACUACACCAAUGAAGAGGACGGGGACGAAGGGAGGGACUAAGCCGGCGACGAAUGAGCGGGAUAGAGCAGAGGAUCUUUGAUUAAAUCUGUUGUUCAUAGGUUUGAAAGCACUCAUGCAUACCUUGGUGUAUGUUCCAUGUUG
This is a messenger RNA of Tremella mesenterica DSM 1558, 2590 nucleotides long. RefSeq lists its product as uncharacterized. The coding region runs from base 353 to 2488 and encodes 711 amino acids. NCBI's taxonomy places the organism in Eukaryota, Fungi, Basidiomycota, Tremellomycetes, Tremellales, Tremellaceae. The record is from RefSeq and is a predicted model, not a curated record. Gene Ontology annotation, biological process: signal transduction. Gene Ontology annotation, molecular function: protein binding. The transcript has 11 exons.